Molecule: messenger RNA, 354 nt
Organism: Bipolaris oryzae ATCC 44560
Lineage: Eukaryota; Fungi; Ascomycota; Dothideomycetes; Pleosporales; Pleosporaceae
Exons: 2
Coding region: 1-354 (117 amino acids)
Source: RefSeq, a predicted model, not a curated record
AUGUCUCACACCCACCGCUACCACGUCAAGUACCCGUCCCGCGGCACCCUCGCUCCCAUCGGCAUACCAAACCACAGAAACGCCUUCGCCGUAUAUCUUCUCUGGGCGCGCCAGCGAUACUACCGAAUGCACGACGCGAUGCACCACGAGGCCUCGUCGUCAGCUGCGUGCACGCGCAGCUCUGACGAUGCGGUUGACGUGCAUGUCGGCGGAGAUGCUCCGAACUCUCUGCCCAGCCUACAGUUCGAUGCGGCAAGGCUCAAUACCGAUCUGCUGGGAAUAGGCUCGGGACUUGACGGCAGCGUUGACGCAUCGGAGCUUAUGUACCCCCGUGAGAUCGACUUCAUUGGGUGA